CCUGAUAAGAUGGCUGCAUGCCAACCCUAGAGCAGCUCACACAGCAAGUACUUACCUGAUGUCAGCUGUGCUCAGCUCUCCCUUCUCCGAACCUCUUGGGGCAGGAUAAAGAAACAUUGAGAUGGUUUCCCUAGAGUGCAAUCUGAGAAAUAAUAACAGAACAAGAGAGAAAUUAAGAGGCACAGGUGGUUAAUCAAUGUGUUUAAGCAGUUCAGAUUUUCCCUUCCAAUAUGUAUAGCAGUGCAACGGACAACACUGUUAAGAUGUUUGCAGAAGAGAGGUGACAAUAGAUGGAAAGAUGAUCUGGUGGAAGAUACAGGAUGGAUAUCUCAAAUGACAAAAUCUAAUUAAUAAGGCAUCAUGACUGGAAGUUCCCAGCAGCAAUCCCUCUAUCAGCUCCUCUAUGGAGAACGAUACAUCUUUGAGGAAGUCCUGGGCUUGAAGUUUCGCAUCUCUCCAGAUGCCUUUUUCCAAAUCAACACAGCUGGGGCAGAAGUUCUGUACCAGAUAGUUGGGAAGUUAAGCCGGGAUGAUAAGAACACUGUCCUUCUUGAUGUCUGCUGUGGAACUGGUGCCAUUGGUCUCUGUCUGGCUUGCCAAGCACCUAAGGUUGUUGGUGUCGAGGUGGUGGAGCAGGCUGUAGAGGAUGCCAAAUGGAAUGCAACAUUCAAUGGGGUCUCAAACUGUGGGUAUCACAGUGGAAAGGCGGAGACGGUGUUGCUGCAGUUCCUGAUGUCACGAGAGGAUGACCGACUCCUUGUUGCAGGGGUGAACCCAUCCCGGGCUGGACUCCAUUAUCGUGUGGUGCAGGCCAUUCAAAACUGCGAGGCCAUCCGUACGUUGAUCUAUGUUUCCUGCAAGCCUGAAAGAGAAGCCAUGAGGAACUUCCUUGAGUUUUGCUGCCCACCAGACUCUGGGAAGAAGCUUGUGAGAGAGCCAUCUGCCCCUCUAUUGGCUGUCCCAGUUGACAUGUUUCCCCAAACCAUGCACUGUGAGCUGGUGAUCCUCUUCACCCGCUGAGGGGCCGUCCUAGUUUGUGUUUUCCUACAAAACAGGACUUCAUACCUUUUAAAAGUUGAGGGUGAGGAAGAACUACAAAUGUUCAGAAAGCUGGAAUGGU
This is a messenger RNA of Caretta caretta (loggerhead turtle), 1120 nucleotides long. It is a transcript of the gene TRMT2B, whose product is annotated as tRNA methyltransferase 2B. Gene Ontology annotation, molecular function: RNA methyltransferase activity; RNA binding. The record is from RefSeq and is a predicted model, not a curated record. Lineage: Eukaryota; Metazoa; Chordata; Testudines; Cheloniidae. Gene Ontology annotation, biological process: RNA processing.